This is a messenger RNA of Hyalella azteca, 570 nucleotides long. Its product is annotated as amine sulfotransferase. The transcript is spliced from 3 exons. The record is from RefSeq and is a predicted model, not a curated record. NCBI's taxonomy places the organism in Eukaryota, Metazoa, Arthropoda, Malacostraca, Amphipoda, Hyalellidae. Gene Ontology annotation, biological process: sulfation. Gene Ontology annotation, molecular function: sulfotransferase activity. Bases 4 to 303 code for a protein of 99 amino acids. Gene Ontology annotation, cellular component: cytoplasm.
UUCAUGAAGCUCAGCAAGUUUCUGGGUGUCGACCUGAACGAGGAACAAAUUGACAAGAUUGUUCAGUACACGAGUUUCCACGAGAUGAAGAAGCGAGACGAUCACGUCAUUAAUAAAGGCGAUGCCGAAAUAAUAAUGGAUUUGCAGUUUGCCAAGGCCGAGGGAGGUUUCUUCAGAUCAGGAUCUUCUGGCGGAUGGAGAAACAUUUUAUCGCAAGAACAGAAGGAAAAAUUUGAAAUGUGGAUUGCGAAUAAUUGUCCGGACGAGGAGAUCCUGGGAAACUUCAUCGAUACUGAUAACUGAUAAAAGAAGCUUGGUAUCUACGAUGCUGUAGCGGGAUAACUACGCUCCAUACACAAAGUUACUGAGUCUCUGCAAGCGGGCCCUAACGUACGAGGAUGAAUCAAAACUGGUUCAGCAAAUUUUCAAAGGCCAUAAUGUUUACUUGAAUUUCAUGGAAAACCGGCAUCCACUACACAAGAUUAUCACUAAAUGCAUAUAGGUUUACGAAUACAGACAUUAUAUGGACAUUAAUUACAGAAAUUUACAGUCGUUACAAAGUGCGGUAGG